AUGGGCACCGGAAAGAAAGAGGCGAGCCGCCGCCAGCGGCAGGGCAAGACGGGAGAUGGCAUGGCCAACGUCAAGGUGAAGGGCGAGUCCUUCUACCGCGAUGCCAAGCGCGUCAAGCAGUUGAACAUGUUCAAGGAGGGCAAGGCGCAGCGUAACAAGGACGGCAAGAUCAUUCAGGCGGCCUCGUACCAGUCUCGAGAUGUGCCGACGGCGGUCAUUGAGCCAAACAGGAAAUGGUUUGGCAACACCAGAGUCAUCAGCCAGGACAGUCUAAAAUCUUUCCGAGAGGCAAUGGCGGAGCGUGCAAACGACCCGUACCAAGUCCUUCUGAAGUCGAACAAACUGCCCAUGUCCCUGAUCAGAGACGGCUCGGAAACAAACGGACUGAAGAAGCACAGGGCGAAGAUGACCCUGGAGAGCAGCCCGUACUCCGAGAUCUUUGGCUCCAAGUCGACGAGGAAGCGCGUCAAGCUGGAUGUCAGCAGUCUGGCUGACUUGGCCGAUGGUGCUGAGAAGGACCUGGACACAUACAAAGACCGUCUGGAACAGCAGAGGUUACUCAGCGGCAACGCUGGUCCCGAGGAUGGUCCCAUAGACCAUGCUGCUGAGGAGGAUACUGCCAUCAACGCUGCGAUAGAGCCUAUUUUCACCAAGGGCCAAAGCAAACGCAUCUGGAACGAGUUGUAUCGGACCAUUGAUUCUAGCGACGUUCUCAUACAUGUCUUGGAUGCUCGAGAUCCUCUGGGCACGAGGUGUCGCAGUGUCGAAAAGUACCUCAAAGAAGAGGCGCCGCACAAGCACUUGAUCUUCUUAUUGAACAAGUGUGAUUUGGUGCCCACGUCUGUUGCUGCAAAAUGGGUCAAGAUUCUUCAGAAGGAAGUUCCCACAGCGGCGUUCCGAGCAAGCGUUACUCAGCCGUUCGGCAAGGGUUCCGUCAUUGGUCUGCUCCGGCAGUUCUCGUCACUGCAUUCCGACAGGAAGCAGAUCUCUGUUGGUCUAGUCGGCUACCCCAACGUUGGCAAGAGCUCAGUCAUCAAUGCGUUGAGGGGCAAGGCCAGCGUUAAGGUGGCGCCCAUUCCUGGCGAGACCAAAGUCUGGCAGUAUGUCACGCUGAUGAAGCGAAUCUUCCUGAUUGACUGUCCUGGAAUCGUGCCCCCGGAUCAGCAGGCCUCCCCCGAGAUUCUUAUCCUGAGAGGUACUGUGAGGACGGAGAAGGUUGAGAAUCCUGCGCAAUACAUCCCUGCUGUGCUCAAGAAGGUCAAGCCGCAACAUCUCAAGCGUACCUACGACCUUGACUACAGCGACAUUGGCGAUCACAUUCGUUUCCUCGAAGCUCUGGCGAGGAAAAGCGGCAGGCUUCUCAAGGGUGGAGAGCCGGAUGUCGAUGGCGUGGCAAGGAUCAUCCUAAAUGACUUCAUGAGGGGCAAGAUCCCAUGGUUCACGCCGCCACCUCAGGUCCAGGUCGACGAGACGGAAAAUUCAGAUCGCACUGGCCGGCUUGGCGAAAUGAAGAAGAGGAAGCGAGAUGACGCCGAGAGCGUUGCCGACACUUCCGUGGGCGCCACGAUACCCACCGCGAUGAAAAGCAAACCGGAGGAAGCGGAAGACGAUAACAGCGACUUUGAAGGGUUUGGCAGUGACAGUGACCCGGGUGAGAUGGGCAGCUCCGAUGAGGAUGAAGACAGUGUGGAGUCGACAGUCGGCACCGAGGAUGUCAUCCUGCUUGAGAGCUCAGAUGACGAUGCCUCCGAAGUCGACGAAGAAGAGGGGGAAAACGAGCCCUCGGAAGAGGAAGUAGAGGUGCCGCAGAAAAAGGCCAAGAGGUCAAUAUCCUCGGGGUCGAGGAAACGAUAG
This is a messenger RNA of Thyridium curvatum, 1854 nucleotides long. RefSeq lists its product as uncharacterized. Lineage: Eukaryota; Fungi; Ascomycota; Sordariomycetes; Thyridiales; Thyridiaceae. Gene Ontology annotation, cellular component: nucleolus. Gene Ontology annotation, molecular function: GTP binding. Bases 1 to 1854 code for a protein of 617 amino acids. The transcript has 5 exons. The record is from RefSeq and is a predicted model, not a curated record.